This is a messenger RNA of Sardina pilchardus (European sardine), 3002 nucleotides long. RefSeq names its product heat shock protein 4b (gene hspa4b). Bases 195 to 2726 code for a protein of 843 amino acids. Gene Ontology annotation, cellular component: cytosol; nucleus. The record is from RefSeq and is a predicted model, not a curated record. Gene Ontology annotation, biological process: protein folding. Gene Ontology annotation, molecular function: ATP binding; ATP-dependent protein folding chaperone. The transcript has 19 exons. Lineage: Eukaryota; Metazoa; Chordata; Actinopteri; Clupeiformes; Clupeidae.
CGCUGUCUUCAAUGAGAAACCGGCGAGCAAGCUUGGUACAGAGCUAGCUAGCUGCCUAAUGCAGUUAUAAGGGAUAAUGAAUUAACCAUCCAGCCACUGAAUAAUUUUCAAAUAAGCAGAUAUUGGGUUUUCGACUGUUAACAGUGUUUUGUCUUGAGCAACUUCUGUAAGUAACGUUACAAUCAAAGAUAAAGAUGUCUGUGGUUGGAUUCGACGUUGGUUUUUUGAACUGCUAUAUUGCAGUAGCCCGAGCUGGAGGUAUUGAGACGGUAGCUAACGAUUACAGCGACCGAUGCACUCCAGCAUUUGUGUCCUUUGGCCCACGAAAUCGCUCCAUCGGUGCUGCCGCAAAAAGCCAGAUUGUUACCAACUGUAAGAAUACGGUCCAAGGCUUUAAGCGGUUCCAUGGCAGGGCCUUUUCAGAUCCAUUUGUUCAGAAUAUCAAAUCCAGCCUGGUUUAUGACAUUGCUCAGAUGCCAACAGGGACAACUGGCAUUAAGGUUAUGUACAUGGAAGAGGAGAAGGUCUUCAGUAUUGAACAGAUUACUGCCAUGCUGCUGACCAAGAUGAAAGAGACUGCUGAGAGUGCUCUGAAAAAGCCUGUAGCAGACUGUGUUAUAUCUAUCCCAGGUUACUACACUGAUGCUGAAAGGAGGUCUGUAAUAGAUGCAGCACAAAUUGCUGGCCUGAAUUGCUUGCGACUCAUGAAUGAAACCACUGCAGUUUCUUUGGCGUACGGUAUCUAUAAACAGGACCUGCCCAACCCUGAAGAGAAGCCCAGAACUGUGGUGUUUGUGGACCUGGGGCAUUCUGGCUACCAAGUGUCUGUGUGUGCUUUCAACAAGGGCAAACUGAAGGUCCUAGCAACGGCCUUCGACCCACAGCUUGGAGGCAAGGACUUUGAUGAGAUGCUGGUGAAGCACUUCUGUGAGGAAUUUGCUAAAAAGUACAAGCUGGAUGUGAGGUCGAAGCCAAGGGCCUUGGUGCGCCUCUAUCAGGAGUGUGAGAAACUGAAGAAGCUGAUGAGUGCCAAUGCUUCCGACCUCCCACUCAACAUUGAGUGCUUUAUGAAUGACAUUGAUGUCUCCGCCAAGUUAAACAGGGCUCAGUUUGAAGAAAUGUGCACAGACCUUCUUAACAAAGUGGAGGCCCCCCUGAGAAGUUUAUUGGAGCAAGCAAACCUGAAGAACGAGGACAUAAAUGCGGUGGAAAUCGUGGGCGGAGCCUCCAGAAUCCCCUCUGUCAAAGAGCGAAUCAGCAAAUUCUUCGGAAAGGAGCUGAGCACCACUCUAAAUGCAGACGAGGCGGUGGCCAGAGGAUGUGCAUUACAGUGCGCUAUCUUGUCUCCUGCUUUCAAAGUCCGUGAGUUCUCCAUCACUGACGUGGUUACCUACCCGAUCUCUCUUAAAUGGAACUCUGCUGCAGAGGAAGGAGUGAGUGAUUGUGAAGUGUUCCCAAAGAACCACGCCGCCCCGUUCUCCAAAGUGUUGACCUUCUACCGAAAGGAGCCUUUCUCCCUUGAGGCUUACUACAACUGCCCCAAGGAUAUGCCUUAUCCAGACCCCACAAUAGGCCAGUAUGUGAUCCAGAAGGUGGUCCCUCAGGCCACAGGUGAGAGUUCAAAGGUUAAGGUUAAAGUGCGCAUCAAUGUCCACGGCAUCUUCAGCGUGUCCAGUGCGUCACUGGUGGAGGUGCAGAAGUCGGAUGAGGCAGAAGAGCCGAUGGAGACGGAACAGCCCGGCAGUGAAAAAGAGGAAGAGAGCAAAAUGCAGACUGAUCCUGAAGACUCAAAAGCCCAAGGUGAUAGCCAGUCUGAGAACGGAGAGAAGAAACCUGAAACUGAUGAAAUGGAGACUUCACCAGCAGAGGAGGGAAAACAGGAGAAGAAGUCCGACCAGCCACCACAGGCCAAGAAGCCCAAAGUCAAGACAAAAAUACACGAGCUUCCCAUUGAGAACAGUCCACAAUGGCAGCUGGCGAAUGAUAUGCUGAACCUUUUUGUCGAAAACGAGGGUAAGAUGAUAAUGCAGGACAAGUUGGAGAAAGAACGCAAUGAUGCAAAGAACAGUGUGGAGGAGUAUGUUUACGACAUGAGAGACAAGCUCCAUGGCAUGUACGAGAAGUUCAUCAGUGAAAGCGAUCGGGAUGCUUUCUCCCUGAAGCUGGAAGACACAGAGAAUUGGUUGUAUGAGGAGGGAGAAGACCAGUCAAAACAGGUGUACAUCGACAAGCUGGCAGAUCUUAAGAAACUCGGUCAGCCUGUUCAAGACCGAUACCAUGAAGCUGAGAUGCGACCGAAAGCAUUUGAGGAGCUCGGCAAACAGAUUCAGCAGUAUUUGAAGAUCAUUGAAGCCUACAAAACUAAGGAAGAGCAGUAUGACCAUCUGGAUGAGGCUGAAGUCAAUAAAGCAGACAAGUUUGUUGGGGAGGCCAUGAUCUGGAUGAACAGCAAAAUGAACCAGCAGAGUAAGCAGAGCCUGUCUGCGGACCCUGCUGUGAAGAUCACAGAAAUACAAUCAAAAACAAAGGAAUUGUACUCUUCUUGUAAUUCAAUUUUGACCAAACCCAAGCCAAAAGUGGAGGUACCCAAGGACGACAAGACUCCCGAGCAGAAUGGACCAGUCAACGGGCAGGAGGCUAGCGAGACCCAGCAACCCGGCUCCGAAAAUCCGAGCACCGAAGGCACAGAGUCGGCGGAAAGCAAACCUGACAUGGACCUUGACUGAAGCUGGAUUCCUUUUCUCUCUCUUCUUCAUGUUUCCCCAGAAAUGUUGCUCUUUAGUCAUUCCACCAUAACCAUGCUUCGGGUCGUUUUGGCAAUCUGAGAAAUUAUGGCCACCUGUGCAUGUACUUUUUUUUUCAUUUGGGAAAAAAGUGAAAGCAUAAUGCAAUAAGCCUGGUUAUUGACAAAGUGGUAUUCAUACUGGCGUUUCUUUUGUGAGCUUAAACUGUUGAGGUCUGUGUCGAACUUUCGUUUUAAUAAAUAUUGACCUUAAAAAUAA